GUCUACAGAGACAGGAGGGAAAGGAGAAGUGGAAGAAAUUGAAGGCAAAUGAAGCAGGUGAGAUGUUUCCCCAGUGGUCUUGUCUAUCAUGUGAAAAGAUAGAUCUGCUGAUGAAGCUUUCUGUGGAUCAGGUGCAGCUGCAAUUUGUGGAUUUACUUGAUUUGAAGAACUACCAAGUUUGUGUAAAGGAGGCGUUCCUGUUGGAUUAUUUUGUUGCAGGAUUUUGGUGGGCGAAGGAGAUGGCUUUAACAUGCCAGCAAAUUUCAUUUAUUAUGGCCCUCUUACAGCUGCUGCUUGACAACAUCAAAGACAAGCAAAUGCAAUUUGCAGAGAAUUUUAAGAAGUUCACCAGAAUGCUGCUCGCAACUAGACAGCCGUCACCGUCGCCAAGCGCCACUGUUAAUCCUCUGUUUGAUGUGGAUCAAAUCAAAUCCAUUACGGAUUACUUCAGGAGCAGUCUUUUCCAGCAUUACACACUCUACGAAUUCCUCUUCAGUCAGUCGAGAGACGACAUGCUGUUUGGAAUGGAGAGAAACAUCGAAGUAGUCGAUUCAGCUGACUUCAUCGCUCCGCUGGGGGAGGGAACGUUAACCGACGACCUCCGUCACACAGCUCCUUCACCUGACGCGCCGCCUAAUCAGGAUUCUGACACACUCCUGGAAAAAAACGUGGAUGAGUCUGCUGAAUGCGAACAGGGAGAGACACUGGAAAGCCUGGAGGGCUUCAGUGUGGAAGAUGUGCAAGAAGUGCUCGGGGAAAUGACCAGAGAAAUGCUGGUAAAACUGCAGGAAGAUUUCACAGAGAAGCUGCACAUCCAGGAAAAGACCUACAUGGCCAAGUUAGAGAGUCUCAAGAGACUGAUGUCCAAAUAACCCUGCGAAAAAAAGCCACAAUCAUCCAGCUCUUUUUGUUUAUAUGCAAAAUAUUAUUACAUGACACCAUUAGUUAUAUAUUAAAAACAUAAAAAAAUUAAUAUCUUUAAUAAUAAACAAUGACAGUAUGCUGUUGGAGGUAAAUCAUUUCCAAAAAGA
This is a messenger RNA of Silurus meridionalis, 1031 nucleotides long. It is a transcript of the gene cabcoco1, whose product is annotated as ciliary associated calcium binding coiled-coil 1. The transcript has 8 exons. NCBI's taxonomy places the organism in Eukaryota, Metazoa, Chordata, Actinopteri, Siluriformes, Siluridae. The record is from RefSeq and is a predicted model, not a curated record. Bases 63 to 872 code for a protein of 269 amino acids.